CCUCUGUUUUUUGAUCGGCCAUAUGCUUCCUCUGUCACUCGCUCCUUUUGGUAUUCCUAUCGCAGACAGAUGCCGUGAAAAGAAGGCUUUUAAGUUGCUGCUACCAUUCUAUUUGAUGUCCGCUACAAUUAUCUGCUCUGUUUGUUGCUGUCUCGGUUUUUUGUUUUUUUUUGUUUUUACAUAAAUAUUAUUUUCACCUCUGAUUUGAUAUGCUUGCUCAUCACAUUUUUUUUUUUUUUUUUUAAUUUGUUAGUAAAAUUGGUGUAUACCACUUAAAAGGGCGUUGAUCCAUCGGCUCGAACCUUGAUGGAACCGACUUUUUCUUCACUGCAGCGCCAAUGGUUUAGCUACAUGCCAUCAUCGUUAGCCGAUCAAUUUUUAUUGGAAAAACACUUAUUACUCCAAAAGGGUUAUGUGUUUUUGCUUUAUUUUUUUCUUUAUGAACUAAUCAGAAGUAAAUGGGAAUUGUUGGAUUUAUAUUAUUUUUGGAUCGAUACCCUUAUUGUUGUUUGUUACUUCCGUGAUCCGAAAAAGGAAAAGGAAAGGAAAGAAAAAGAUUGGUGUCAAAAGUUAAAUGAAAAGUUACAUGAGAUUUGGUUCAGAACUUCAGAAGGACUGGGUGGGGCGAUUCAUAUGACAGUCGUGGAGAGGAACAUUGAACGUCUGAAAGAUAAAGUGGAGACGCUCGUAACUGUGAGAGAUGAUUUGCAACUACAAGUGGAAGAGGCCGAGAAAAAUGGGGAAAUUAUUAACAGUGCUGUUGAGUCAUGGAUAAAUCGCGUGACUGCGGUUACUGCAGAAACAGAGAGACUCAUCCAUGAGAAACAGGAAUUUAAAAAAGGUUUUUUGGGACGGUCAUGGGAUUGGAAUGGAAAGUUGUUGCUGUGGAAGAAAGCAAAUGGGAUUGAAGACUUUGUGGAUGAGCUUCUAUGUCCAGCACCUUCUUACAAAAAUUUGUGUAAAAGGGCUGAGUCCAGAUUCCGGGGGGUAUAUUUUGGUCAUAUGGCAGUCGUGGAGAGGGACAUUGAACGUCUGAAAAAUCAACUGGAGACGCUCGUAACUGUGAGAGAUGAUUUGCAACUACAAGUGGAUGAGGCUGAGAAAAAUGGGGAAAUUAUUAACAGUGCUGUUAAGUCAUGGAUAAAUCGUGUGACUGCGAUUACUGCAAAAGAUACGACAGAGAGAAUCAUGGAUGAGAGUGAGGAAGUUGAAAAUGAUUAUUGGGAGAAUUGGAAUAGAAAGUUGUUGCUGUGGAAGAAAGCACAAGGGAUUCAAGUUAUUGUGGAUGUGCUUCUAUCUACGAGAACUUUUCACAGAGUAUCACACCCUGCACCUCUCGUGGGGAUGGUGUCUAUAGUACCCACGGGCAGUUUUGAGUUCAAUUCGCGAACGUCCACUAUGAAAGAGGUGAUGGAGGCACUUAGAGAUGAUGAGAUCAACAUCAUUGGAAUAUGUGGAAUGGGAGGUAUUGGCAAGACAACAAUGGUGAAAGAUGUCGCCAUUAGAACAAAAAAUGAAAAUCUAUUUGAUGAGAUUGUCAUGGCAGUAGUCUCUCAUAGUCCAGACUUGUGGAACAUUCAAGGUCAAAUAGCAGACAACUUGGGAUUUAGGUUGGGGGAAGAAACUUUAUUUGGAAGAGCAACUCGUCUGCGUCAGAGACUAGCAAAUGGUAAGAGAAUCCUUCUUGUCCUCGAUGAUGUUUGGGAAUGGCUCGAUCUUCAGGCCAUUGGGAUUCCUUUCUGGGGUGAGAAUAGGGGUUGCAAAGUUGUGUUGACGUCACGAAGCCUGGAUGUAUGCAUAGGAAUGGGAUCCCAAAAGAAUAUUGAAGUCAAAACCUUAGCAGGGGAAGAAGCAUGGCAUCUUUUUAAGGAGAUGGUUGGUGAUUCUGUUGUUGACACUCCUGAUAUGCAACCAAUAGCUGAACAGGUGGUAAAUGAAUGUGGUGGUUUACCACUUGCACUCGUUACUAUUGGAAGGGCACUAAAACAUAAAUCGAAUUCUGUUUGGACUGAUACACUUCGACAAUUAAGAAUGCCUGGUGGCAAAAGGACAUUAGGAGUGAAUGCAAUGGUUUACCAGGCACUAGAGCUAAGUUACAAUUAUUUACAGCAUGAGGAGGCCAAGUCUUUGUUCUUGCUAUGUUGUUUAUAUCCAGAAGAUUGUGAUAUUCAGAUUGAAGAUUUGGUUAGAUUGGGAAUGGGGCUAGAACUUUUUGAAGACAUCAAUGGAUUGGGAGAAGCAAGAGAUCGUGUACGUGCAUUGAUUGAUCAGCUAAAAAGCUGUUAUUUGUUAUUGGAUAGUGACAAGCAUAAAGAUGACUGUAUCAAAAUGCAUGAUGUAGUGCGUGAUGUUGGCAUAUCUAUUGCAUCUGAUUCCCGUGGGACGACUGUUUUUCUGAUACGACAUGGUGACAAUUUGAGAGGAUGGCCAAAGAAACAUACGUACGAAAAUUACACUUCCAUUUCAUUGAUGUCAGGGAAUAUCAUAGAGCUACCAGAAGGGUUAAGAUGUCCACGACUUAGGAUGCUAUUGUUAGCAUGCAUGAAUGAUUCACUAAGAAUACCAAACGGUUUUUUUGAUGGAAUGAGAGAAUUGCAAGUUUUAAAUUUGGAGCUUAUUUCCAUUCCAUUGCUGCCAUCAUCACUGCCAUUCAUGCGUAACUUGCAUACGAUUUGUCUUCAAGGUUGCAAGUUAGAUAACAUAACUCUAAUUGGCGAACUAUUGAAUCUGGAAAUCCUUAGCUUUCGUGAUUCCUCGGUCGAGGUUUUACCAGAAGAAAUAGGAAAACUUGCUAAAUUGAGGUUGUUAGAUCUAACAGGAUGUCAUCGUCUUGAAAGAAUAACACCGGGUGUCAUAUCAAGCCUAGUCCAAUUAGAGGAACUGUACAUGAUAGGCAGCUUUAGCAAUUGGGAAGCUGACAAAGGAGAAAGCAAAGAAGGAAGAAGAAAUGCAAGCCUGAGAGAGCUACAGUCCUUGUCCGAUUUGAAAAUAUUAGAGGUUUAUAUACCCAAUGCAGCGUUAUUGCCAAGAAACCCUCUCUUUGCAGAUCUGACAAAAUACAAGAUACGGAUAGGUGAUAAUGGCUGGUGGAGCGUGUUCCCAUUCCAAAAGCAUUUGUUAUUGAAACUUGACAAGAGUAUUGCUUUACAUGAUGGGGUUAGUAAGCUAUUGAAGUGUACUGAACUUCUAAGUUUAAGAGGGAAGGGCUCAAGGAAUGUGGUGCAUGAGUUUGUUCAAGAUGGUGUCCAGCACUUGAAGUAUUUAUCAAUUGAGUCUUGUGAUAUGCUUUUUUGUCUUGUUAAUACAACGGAUUUAUCACUUGAUUCCAGUGCUGCUAUUUUCCCUAUCUUGGAGUCAUUAAACCUUGAUGACUUGCGUAGGUUAAAAGAGAUAUGCUGCGGCCAACUUCCAGAAGGGUCCUUUGGGAAACUAAGAACAUUGACAUUACAACACUUACCUUCUUUGACGCAUUUCUUGGUGGAGGAUCCAGCUCAAACUACUGUCUCCCUCCAUAAUCUGAGAUCUGUUGAGUUAGAUCGCUGUAAUGGCUUGCAAAAUCUCUUUUCAUUGUCAAUGGCACGUGGGCUUGUGCAACUUCAAGAACUUCGCAUAUCGCAUUGUGAAAUGAUGAAAGAAGUUAUUUGGGAAGGAAGAGGAGAAGAUGGGCAUGCAACCAACAAGAUUGAAUUCCCCUGUUUAGAAUACAUGGCACUUAUACAACUAGCAGGCCUCACUAGUUUCAGCAGAGGAAUUGACCAGAUUGAGUUCCCUCAACUGAAGAAAUUGCACAUCAAAUGUCUACCAAAGGUCAAGAGUUUCUUUCCCAAUGAGAGUACACAACAUUCAGAUGAAAACUGCAAUGCUACCUUGGAAUCUAUUUUCCCCAAAGAGGUUGCAUUUCCUAGCUUGGAGGAAUUGGAAAUUGGUGGAUUGCUAAAUGCAAGUGACUUAUGGAGCAGUGAACUUUCGACCAGGUCAUUAUGUAAAUUAAGAUUCCUCAUGGUGGAAGACUGUCACAGAUUGGUAAAAAAUGUUGUUCCAGCUCAUUUAUUAGAAAUGUUACCCAAUCUAGAAAAAGUGGAAAUAUAUAACUGUGAUUUGGUGGAAGACGUAUUCGGAAUUGGAGGCCAGCACGGAUUUCCCCUUGAAAACAUACGAAUGCUAAUUGUCAGAUGUUGUGACAAAUUGAGAAAUCUGUUCUCUCCUUCCAUUGCUAGAGGUCUCGUGCAUCUCCAAGAACUAAUAAUAGAUGAUUGCUCAAUGAUGGAAGAAGUGGUUGCGAAUGAGGAUGGCGAACAUUCAGCAGGUGGUAGGAUUUACAGUACUCUGUUCCCUCAAUUGAAGCAUUUGGAACUCAGAGGUCUACCUUCACUUGGGAGAUUUUGCCAUGUUAUUCAUGACUGGGAAAUGCCAUUUUUAGAUCACAUGGCUGUCCUUAACUGUCCUAAAAUGCAGACUUACUCUCCUGGGUUUGUGCAUGCCCCAAACCUACAGUGUGUGAAAGUGGAAGAACAAAAUUGGUGGGAUUCAAAAGGAAAACGAGUAGAGUGCAUCUGGAUAGAUGAUCUCAAUAAGACCAUACAACACCUUUUUGAGAAGCAACAAGAAGAAGAAGAAGAAGAUGAGGAGUAGAAGGAGGAACAAUAACAAAUAGUAAGAAGGCUUGAGGAGGUGAUCAUGGAGCUUCCUUGGACCCUUUUUGUAUAUGUCAAAAACUCUCUUUGUUCAUGAAGACUUGGCUUGGCUUGGUGUCUUAUUUAUGCCAUGGCUUGUAUCAUGUUUUGAGACAUACUUAUGGUGAAUGUAUGUUUGUGUGUAUACCUUCUUUUGCGUAUGGUGGCCACGUUGUUACCACCUAGUCAUAGAUCUGAAUUCCACAGAGGCUGGGGUUCGGGUCGUGACAAUGUAUGUCUAUAAAAUUUUGCUCUUUUUUCUUUGGAAAAGCAGAACGGAUCUGUCUUAAGUCUUUACGAAUUGAACUUGUCUAUGGAUUGCUUUCAUUAUUGUUUCUUAAUA
Camellia sinensis is the source of this 5016-nucleotide messenger RNA. NCBI's taxonomy places the organism in Eukaryota, Viridiplantae, Streptophyta, Magnoliopsida, Ericales, Theaceae. The record is from RefSeq and is a predicted model, not a curated record.